Molecule: messenger RNA, 4887 nt
Organism: Perca flavescens (yellow perch)
Lineage: Eukaryota; Metazoa; Chordata; Actinopteri; Perciformes; Percidae
Gene: mtdha
Product: metadherin a
Exons: 12
Coding region: 504-2024 (506 amino acids)
Biological process (GO): negative regulation of apoptotic process; positive regulation of angiogenesis; positive regulation of canonical NF-kappaB signal transduction
Cellular component (GO): nucleus
Molecular function (GO): transcription coregulator activity
Source: RefSeq, a predicted model, not a curated record
AUUUGAGUGAGGUGAAUGAUAGGGGUGAUUAUUAUGUACCUCAUUGGGCAUUUGAAGAUGGUUAAUAUCUAGAAUAUAUUUUAUUGAGUCUGCAGUUCUGGCAGCUGGCUUCUAUGGUUAAGUGUUUUAACAUUUUGUAAAAUAAAAUGUUUUUUUUAAAUGAAAAAUAAUUAAUUUUUUGUAAUUAAAAAGUGGGCCUAUUUGUGAUGAAUUAUCUAUUCAUACAGCAAAGUUUCUUCAGCAGCCUUAUUUUCAGAUGUGGAUGAGUAACGUUAGUUUAUAAACAUGGUUUGAUUACAUGGUUUAUGUCUGGCCUUAUCCAUGAAUCUAGCUGAUAUUAUUGACUUUAAAACGGUUGGAAUGAAGUAGUGUUCAUACACUGCGAAUUGUAGCUAGUUGUACUGAGAUUUCCCUAAACAGUCAGAUUAGAGUAGCCACUCCUCCGUUAGCAUACGGAUGCUGGCAAUCAUUCAUUGCUAACAACAGUUAGCUAGUGUUUCGCGAUGAUGGCUGGGGACUUGCAAGGUUUUGCGCUAGAAAAAGCCGAACUGCUUUCCAGCCGUUUAAAGGAGCUCCUGUCUUCGGGACAAGGAUAUGUUCGGGCUCAGUUCGGGGUGGAUUUGGGUCUGAAGCCUGAUGUGUACCCGACGUGGGUCAUCCUGUCCACGGCCUCCGUGGGUCUCCUGCUAAUACUCUGUCUGUCAUGGGCUGCCGUCUGUGGCGGUCUGUUUGUCGGGAAAAAGCGGGGAUGCCCGGUCACCCAAGGCAACGGUGAGCCUGGCAAGGCCAAUUUAGCUAAAACUGCAAAACCGGAAGAACUGAAGAAGAGGAACAAAAAGAAAACGCUUGAAAAGAACACUCAAUCCAAUGGACAACCAGUGGCUGUAGCUCAAGAGGAAGUUACAUUGACAGAGGUGGUUUCCAAGCUACCCCCGCAGAUCAAAACCAAGAAGGUGCAUGAGGUACAGGCCCCAGUGCAGGUGAAAAAGAACAAGAAGAAAACCAAGACAGUGGUGAAACCUGUCCAGCAUGUUUCUACAAAUGAUGGGAAGGAACCUGAUGAUGGUGCAUGGGAGACCAAAGUCAGUAACCGAGAGAAGAGGCAGCAGCGCAGGAAGGACAAGGGCCCCGAGGACUCUGGUGGCCCAGGAGGGGUGGAGGCUUCCAAGAGCAUUGUGGAGGCACCUGUGGCCCCAGUCCCUACCAACACCAAGAAGAACAGAGGAAACCAUGAGUCCCUGCAUCCAAGAACCGCUGGAAAGGUGGAGACAGCCACUGGAGCUGUGUCCUCCAGCUGGAGAGAGGAGCCUUCAGUCAGUGCUGCAGGUUGGACUCAUGUCAACAUGUCUGUGAAGAUCCCCCCUCAGGUGGGUGCAAUGGAGGGGACCAAGUGGAGUGCCAUCCCCACGGCUGCACAUUACAGGCCUCCACCCAAACCUCAGUCCUGGAGACAGGAGACACAAGCAUGGAGUGCCAUUGAUGGUCGGAUAAAGAAUGACCUCAACCCUGUGACCUUCUCCAUGCUGGGACGAAACACCACAGACCCAAUAUCAAAUUCAAUGGAGCUGCAGUGGGCGAGGUGCCCUGAUGUUGAUGAUGAAUGGUCUGGAUUAAAUGGGGUGGCAGCAGUGGACCCCAGCUCUGACUGGAAUGCUCCAGAAGAGCACUGGGGAAACUAUGAAGAGCCCCCUGUGUUGGUGACCCCAGCACCUCCAUUGAAAGAACAGCAUAUCCCCAACAAGCCGGUAUUGGAGGAUGAGAAGGACACUGACGAUCCGUCCGGUGGAGCAGCCAAAUCCAAGAAGAACAGGAAAAAGAAGAAGAAAACAGAAGAGGAGGCUGCAUCUGAGGCCCAGACGGUGAGCACAGUGCCCCUUGUCAAUACAGUACCCAAACCCCAAGAGCCUUCUGAGCUGGCCUCCAAAAAGCAGAAUCCCAGCAUACCCUCCUCUCAGAAGAAAUCUGAGCAGAUUGUGGAGCCUCUGAAGCCCUCCCUAAAGAAAAAGGUCCGAAGGGAAACAUGAAGUCACACAGGUCCAUACAAAGCAUAUGCAAAUGAUUGUAAAAUGUGUCACAUGCAAUAAUUACAGGUACAAGUUUUUUUCGGAGAUACAUUAACAGGUUAUCAGUUGCUGAAACAAAAAGAAAACAAGCAGUGGAUAUCACCUGCUUGGCUAAAUAUAGUGAUGAAAUGUGGUCCUGUGGACUAAAAUCUUAACUAAUUUGCACUAUUUGCUACACUGCAACUGAAUGGAGUUUCAGGGGAGGUUGACUUGCAGUGGAGGUACAUGUUCAUGUAAUUAUUUUUUGUGGCAUCAAAAGUUUUUUUUUUUUUUUUUUUUUAAAAGGUUUCAUUUCAAUUUUUUGUUAUAUGAAAAUUGAAGUAUAAGAGAAGCAUACAUUUUUGCUCCCCAAAAUAUUGCACUUUGUUUUGUUUGCCAUGCUUCUGCCCCUAUAUCAACUGGCAAUUACAAAUAUUUGUGGGAGCAGGCUACAUGUGAGGGCUCGUCUCGGAUCAGGAUAAAUUCAGAUUUUUUUUUUUCUUCUUCAAUUCUCUCUCAGUACAACACUUACACAACCUAUAUGUAAAUUAAGAUAGUUAGGCGUUGCUGUAAUCAUCCCCCUUCUUCGUACUGGCCAUUAAGUGAUAACCCCAGAGCAACCAACUGCAACGUAGAAAUGGGGGACAAAAAUCUGCAUACCUCGUUUUGUGCAAAAAUACAUUCUAAAGUAGAUCCGAUGCUAAUAUGAGGGCGGCUGUAUGUGUAAGUAAUAGUGUCCAAAUAGAUGGGUAUUUUCCAAAGGAAUGGUCUGUUUGGUACAAAAUUCUGUCUUUGUGUUUUCUUGCUGAGGUCUAAGGUCACAUAGGUUUGUAGCCAUGACAAAAGCCUGACUAUAAACCUACACAUGACUGCCAGGACAAAUGUUUGAUUUGGCUAUUCCCAGACUGCUGAAGCCUCAUUUUAGUUUUGGCUGAACUUGCAGAGCAAAAAUGCAUUUUGUACUUUACAUUGUAGUCACUCUAUGAAGGUAUCAUUACACAGCCUGUGUGGACAGGAGAAAUUAUUACAGCGACCUAUAUAUCUUUCAACAAAUAAAUUACAUGCAACUGUUGUGUUAAGAUAAGUUUGCCUAUCCUCUAAAGUAAUAUCUCCCUAUCUGUCCUUUGAGUACAAACACUCACUGCCUGUAGGCUGUGUGGUUUAUGAAGAAUGGCAGCUGUUAUCAGGUUGUUUCACACCAAAAGAAAAAAAAAAUGUGGCCAUUCUCCACAACCACUCCUGCAGUGUAAUCCACCUCUUCACUGUCCAUCUGUGUGGUAGUAUGCUCCAAACUUUCAUUAUUAUGCCAAAAUAUGGUUAAAUACACUACUGCCUGAGCUUCAGAGUGGUGGGGAAAUCGAGAGACACUGAAGCAGUGUAUUUAACUGUUCAGAGCAUACUACCAGCUGAACAGUUACUGAUUCAUCACUUAUGGAUCAGAUCAGAUCAUUUCUUUAAAGACUACUCUAAAUUAGAAAUGUGGACGUUGUAAACGGAUUCUGGAUUCACAUAGCCUAGAAAUCUAGCGUCAGCAACUCUAUGUUGGCUUGUGAGCUGGAAAAACCAAACUUUGACCGGGCCAAUCGCAUCAUGUAUGGAGUCGGUGGGCGGGUUUAUGGCUGCUGCUGCUGGGAACAGAGAGAAUUUGAAAGACAACCGUUUAUCCCGCCCCUCAAAUUGAGCCCUGUCAAUGGUGAGUUCCCAGACCCAACAUCUUGAUGUGGGUCUGGCUUGUCAGGCUAGGAUUCACACUUAAUUGUUGAUAACUGUAGAGAGUACAGUAACUGAUAUGAACCACCAGGUGGCAAUGUGAAUUAAAGGAGUAGUGGGGACUAUCCCACAAAGAAGUAGCACUAUUAAGUAUUGUCCCUCUACUUUUAUCAUUCUAACUAUAUCUUUAUCUGACUAGACUUGUGCGUUUAUUUUCUAGACCCUUCUGCACUCUUAUCUGAUUUUUUUAAAGUCAUUUUUCUUCCAGUUUUUGUGCUAGAAAAAGCCAUGCCAUAUGUACAGAUUGUAAGGGCUUUUUCCAGUUCUGUGAUUGCUCUGUGCAAAAGGCUGUAUUGAGCUCCUUUUGAUGUUGAUGAAUUGUUUUUUUACUAACUUUUUGCAGAAUGUGUAAUUUCUUUUAGUUUUACCUGACUUCCAGGAUUUAUGAUGGGGGAUUUUUGUUUUACAUUAAUUGAGAAUGAAGACAUACAUAGUGAUAUGAUAUAGAGCAGCUUUAAUUCCACAAUAAAGUUGGUUUUAAACAACACACACACACACACACACAAUAACACAUUUAUACAAGGAAUUUAAUUCCACUGCCUUAACCUGUAGUUGUAUAGAAAAUGCAUUGACAUCCUUUUUUAUAGUUUCCAACCAAUUGCAAGUUUUGAUGUCAGAAAUUAAUUUCAUCUUGCAUGACUUUGAUAAUAGUACUUGUGUACAUGAAAUGAAAGAUGUCUUGCUUUUACUGUAAGUACUUGGUCCUGGAGUACCACUCAGUGUAUAUAUAAUUUAAUAGCUUUUUUUAAUGAUCAAAUUGCAGCUUUUCUGUGGGCAUCCAAUUUAGCGGACAUUAACAGGAGUGUGUUGUAGUCAAAGAGCCUUUGUGCAUCAAGGUGUUGAUCAGCUGGUGGUGAUGAAUAGUUGUUAGUAGAGCUGAUAGAACAAAAUAAUACGUUGCUGUGGCUUCAGGCAGGCCUUUUUGUUUACUGAUGAUUCAAAUGGAUUCAAUCAAUGUAUUUAUAUACUUGUCUCCAGGACAUGGUUAUAUGAAUGAUUUUGUUUAUUGAGGAGAUACAAAUGAUAUUUCUAUGUUUGUUAAAAAUGAAAAAUAAAUGAGAAUUGCUUGAUAUCA